Messenger RNA from Vidua macroura (Pin-tailed whydah), 1445 nucleotides. It is a transcript of the gene HOXD3, whose product is annotated as homeobox D3. The transcript has 2 exons. Gene Ontology annotation, cellular component: nucleus. The coding region runs from base 134 to 1408 and encodes 424 amino acids. Lineage: Eukaryota; Metazoa; Chordata; Aves; Passeriformes; Viduidae. Gene Ontology annotation, biological process: regulation of transcription by RNA polymerase II. Gene Ontology annotation, molecular function: RNA polymerase II cis-regulatory region sequence-specific DNA binding; DNA-binding transcription factor activity, RNA polymerase II-specific. The record is from RefSeq and is a predicted model, not a curated record.
CCGAGACCGGCCUGUGCCAGCCGCUAUCGGCCUGUUUCCCCCUCUAAAGGUCUCCUUUCUGUCCCUGCUGUUUCUCUCCCCAGGUGGCUGCGAGUGGCCCGGGCCGACGACGUGAGGCGCGGGGCGACGGUCAAUGUUAUUUGAGCGGGGGCCGCGGGCCUCGGCGAUCGCAGAGCAGAGGAUGCAGAAAGCCGCCUACUACGACAACGCGGGGCUCUUCGGGGGCUACACAUACAGCAAGGCCGACGCCUACCCCUACGGCGCGGCCCACCAGCCCUACGGCCAGGCCGGCCUGGACGGCGAGUACCCCGGCUCCGCCUGCUCCGUCCAGGGCUCGGCGCCCGGCCGAGCUCCGGCCCACAAGGGCAGCGAGCUGAGCGGGAGCUGCAUGCGGCCGGGCGGGGGCGGCCCCGGGGGCAGUCAGCCCCCGGGGAUCGGCGAGCAUCAGCCCCCGGCCUUGCCGCCCUCCUCCCCGCCCAACCCCCCUCCCAGUGUGCCCCCUCCGAAAAAAGCCAAGGGGGGGCCCAAUUCCUCGGGCUCGGCCAGCGCCACCCUCAGCAAGCAGAUAUUUCCUUGGAUGAAGGAGUCCCGGCAGAACUCCAAGCAGAAAAGCACCUGCGGAACCAAUGUCUCUUUGUGCCUCUUCCCCGCAGGAGAGAGUUGCGAGGACAAGAGCCCCCCCGGGCCGGCCUCCAAGAGGGUGCGAACAGCCUACACCAGCGCGCAGUUGGUGGAGCUGGAGAAGGAGUUUCACUUCAACCGCUACCUGUGCCGGCCGCGCCGCGUGGAAAUGGCCAACCUACUCAACCUGACCGAGCGGCAGAUCAAGAUCUGGUUCCAGAACCGCCGGAUGAAGUACAAAAAGGACCAAAAAGCCAAAGGCAUCAUGCACUCCCCCGUCGGACAGUCCCCGGACCGCAGCCCCCCUCUAAGCGGCCCAAACCACGUCGGCUACUCCAGCCAGCUCCCUGGCGUCAACAGCCUCAGCUACGACUCGCCCUCGCCCACCUCCUUCGCCAAGUCCCAGCAGAGCAUGUACGGGCUGGCCGCCUACACGGCGCCGCUGAGCAGCUGCCUGCCGCAGCAGAAGCGCUACGCGGGCGCGGAGUACGACCCCCAUCCCAUGCAGAGCGGCGGCGGCGGCGGCUUCGCCAACCCCAGUCUGCAGGGCAGCCCCGUCUACGUGGGGGGCAACUUCGUGGACUCCAUGCCGGCCUCGGGCCCCAUGUUCAACCUGGGGCACCUGCAGCACCCCUCCUCCGCCAGCGUGGACUACAGCUGCGCCGCCCAGAUCCCCGGCGGCCACCACCACGGACCUUGCGACCCCCACCCUACCUACACGGACCUUUCCUCCCACCACACCUCUCAGGGACGGAUGCAGGAGGCGCCCAAGCUCACGCAUCUGUAGCGGGGCGGCGGCCAGCGGGCCCCGCUCCCCUCUCCAU